CCACUUUUCAUUUUCAACAAUUAUCAAACUAUUUAUUUAUUUAUUAUUGGUGAAGAAUUGUCUACACCAACUUGGCUAGACUAUUAUAUAAGGCACCAAAGUCCCCCACUUAUCAUGCGCACACUUCCCAAGUCCAAGCCAUAAUACCACUCACAAACACAGACAAAACAAAACCAAAGAAAAAAAAAAUUUAAAAAUCAUCAUUUUCUCUUUCGUCUUCUUCUAAGCUUUGAGCCUUAUUGUUGCAGUAAUAAUGGCUGAGAAAAUGGCGGUUGUGGAGAAAAAACCCAAAAGAAAUAUGUACGCUUUGCUCAUAUCUGUUAUGGCGUCCAUGACCUCCAUACUGCUAGGAUACGAUACCGGGGUCAUGAGCGGGGCCACGCUGUACAUACAACGCGAUUUGAAGGUAUCGGACGUGCAAAUCGAGAUCCUCGUGGGGACAAUCAACAUCUACUCGUUGUUGGGGUCCGCCAUGGCCGGAAAAACCUCCGACUGGCUCGGCCGCCGGAUAACGAUUGUGGUGGCUUCGGUGGUUUUCUUCGCUGGAGCCGCCAUCAUGGGGUUCUCGAACAGCUACGAGGUGUUGAUGACGGGGCGGUUCGUGGCGGGGCUCGGAGUCGGGUACGCCCUUAUGAUUGCGCCGGUGUACGCGGCGGAGGUGGCGCCGGCGUCCUCGCGCGGCUUCCUGACUUCUUUUCCGGAGGUCUUCAUCAAUUUUGGCGUUCUACUUGGAUACUUAUCAAACUAUGCAUUUGCUAGCCUCCCUUUGAAACUAGGCUGGCGCAUGAUGCUCGGCGUAGGCGCAAUCCCUCCCAUCUUCAUCGGCCUCGCCGUUUUCAUCAUGCCCGAGUCCCCCCGUUGGCUCGUCAUGCAGGGCCGACUGGGGGACGCCAAACGCGUCCUCGAGCGCACCUCCGAUUCCCUCGACGAAGCCCAUUUACGUCUCGCCGACAUCAAGGAGGCCGCCGGCUUGCCCAAGGACCUUGAGGGCGAAAUCGUCCAAGUCCCCAAACGCACGGGCGUCAAGGGCGAAAACGUGUGGAAGCAAUUGUUCGUCCACCCGACCCGUCCCGUGCUCCACAUCACGAUUUGCGCGCUCGGCCUCCAGUUUUUCCAGCAGGCGAGCGGGAUAGACGCAGUCGUGAUGUAUAGUCCGAGGAUCUACGAGAAGGCGGGAAUCACGAGCGACCACAAGAAGCUCCUCGCGACGAUAGCUGUCGGGGUCUGCAAGACCCUCUUCAUCCUUGUCACCACUUUCAUGGUCGACAAGAUCGGGCGCCGAGUGCUCCUCCUCACGAGCUGCGGAGGGCUCGCGCUCUCGAUGCUCACGCUCGGAACCGGGCUAACCGUGAUCGACCGGUAUGGGACCCACAACUUGCAGUGGGUCGUCGUGAUAUGCGUGCUCAUGACGUACACGUCGGUUGCGUUUUUCUCAAUGGGUAUGGGCCCGAUCGCGUGGGUUUAUAGCUCGGAGAUUUUUCCGAUUCAGCUAAGGGCGCAGGGUUGCGGCGUGGGGGUGGCGAUAAACCGGGCCACAAGCGGGGUUUUGUUGAUGUCGUUUAUUUCGCUAUACAAGGCGAUCACGAUCGGCGGGACGUUCUUUUUGUUUAGCGGGAUUGCGACGGUUACUUGGAUAUUUUUCUUCACGUUGUUGCCUGAGACGAGAGGGAGGACGUUGGAGGAUAUGGAGGCGUUGUUCGGGACUUUCUUUAAAUGGAGGGCGACAUCGAGGGAGCUUCAAAAGAAAGAAUCAGAGGAGGCGAAUAAUGCCUAGAAAUCGAUGAAUUUGGGUAGGAUACUUUUCGGGUCGAAAUUUGUGUGGCUCUAUGUGAGCUUGACCAUAUCCUAUAGUAAUGGUAGAAUAUAGUUAAGGAAGAAAAUGUAUCGGGCUUAAUGUGCUGAGCCUAGGAAACAAAAGAGAAGCGUGGACUAGGUGAAAAUUUGAGACUUUUACAUGUAUACUUAGAAUUUAAUAAGUUGAUUGUAUUUAUGUAGUAAUGUGAUAUGUUGUACGUUUGUAUGUUGGAUUAAUGUAGAAAAUACAUGGUGAAGACAAUUUAGCGUUUUUAUUUUAUUUUAUGUAUGGUAAAUGGAAUAGAGUGAUAUUCUGUUGGAACGAGUGUUCAUUGAAAGUUUUGUUGUAUUUUGAUGAUUCCAAUAAUAAAUUUUACAAGUGUUGAAAUA
This is a messenger RNA of Striga asiatica, 2184 nucleotides long. Lineage: Eukaryota; Viridiplantae; Streptophyta; Magnoliopsida; Lamiales; Orobanchaceae. The record is from the annotation of a GenBank genome assembly.